CUUGUGCUAAACAUGUUACUCUUCCAGGUUUCACAGAUGCAUAUGAGUAAAUGAAGAGGUAAUGCUUUUACAGAUACUUAUCUAAUUUCUGUGGUUCUGUCCAAGUCGUUCACAGUCUCUGUGAUAACACAAACAUCAUUCCUUUGGACUAUGAGGAUUUACAGUGGACAUUUCCUACAAAUCUGAUUCACAGAAAAUGAACAUGACACUACCUUUUAUACACAUUGCCAUCAACGAUGAAAAUAAACAUUAAAUAGGCAAUGGAUAUAUCAAAUGGGAGUGAUUUUUUUUUUAAUUUUAUACUGAUAUAUCUCAGAAUGGAGUAGAUGUUUAUAUGAUGAAGGUAAAAGAUUAGAAUUGGAGUUUUUGGUUCUACAGUUGUCUCCGUGACCUUGAAUAAAUCAUACAUCAUUUCAGUGCCUUGCUUUUUUAUUUGGAAACUGAUAAUUGCUCUUCUUUAUAUGGGAGAGGUUUUAUGAAGUACUUUUAUUAAUUUGAGGCAAAUAGAUAAUAUGGUGAUGUAGUGACGCUUGAGACAUCAAGGGGGAGGAUGUUUGUACUUUUGUAUUAAGCAACCUUCAUGGAGCAGCUGUUAAUUCAGCAGGAUAUGCUGCUUCAUAGCAAUACAACUCCUACACAGCAAUGGCAAAUUCGUAUACAGCUGACACCGCUGGAUGAUCCAGUACACCACAGGGCACUGCCUCAGGUGCCCUGACCCAAACUCGGGCCUCUCCCAGCAGCCCCAUCACAGAUGCACCUUUCCAUUCCCACACUGUUUAUCACUUUGUGUAGGAUUUCUUCCAUCAAUUCCACGUCAUCUUUAGCAAUUAAUCGCAGACUUCAGUCUCCUCAGAUCUUUUCCUGUUAUUCACUGCCUGAUGAAGAUUUAAACAGCCAACCUUACGACUCAGCUCAUCUCAAGAAAACAGAGCAGGUUUCCUUCUCGGCUCCUUUCCCAGGGCAGGUGCGAGCCUGGCCGCAUCCCACCCCUGCCAGCACUUCGUCCUUGUUUACAUUCACCAAUGAACAUACAAAUCACUUAAAUACCAUUAACCACUUGCAGCAAAGCACGUGAGACUUCUUAAACGUUUUCACAACCCCGGAAGACGUUGAAGUACCCAAGCUCACAGGGUUUUAGUCAUAAAGGUAUUAUUUCAUACAGCUUGAAGGCACUGCAGGGGAGCCGCCUGAUGUCCUCGUACUUCUCCCCAGCCCAGCUCAGGGCUCCUUCGCAAAAAGCAGGAAGAGGAUCACCGCGUUAAGAGCGACCGAGUGCCACAACCGAGCCGACGACGACCCUGCGGCGCUCCAGCAUGUCCUGCGCCUCAGCUACCGCCAGGCCUUCGCGAUGGCUCCGGAGCAGGAGGAAGGCCCGCCGUCCCCUCCAGCGGCGUAACGGCUUAGCCUACGACCCCCAGCUGAUGGAAAAGGUUGAACCGCAGCGCGGCCGCCCACUCCCGCCACCCCGCCCGCCGGGGCUAGCUGCAGCCGGCGGAAGGGUUUUGGCGGGGGACGCGUGUGACGCCACUUCCGGCGUCCUCCCGCCGCUCGCGCCGCGUUUCGUCUCCCCAUGGCCGCCGCUGUGGAUUUCAAAACCUAUGUGGAUCAAGCUUGUAGAGCUGCAGAUGAAUUUGUCAACAUUUAUUAUGAGACAAUGGAUAAAAGAAGAAGGGCCUUAACAAGACUUUAUUUGGACAAAGCAACGUUAGUUUGGAAUGGUAAUGCAGUGUCUGGGCAAGAAGAACUGAAUAAAUUUUUUGAAAUGUUGCCGUCUAGUGAAUUCCAGGUUAAUAUGUUGGACUGCCAACCCGUUCACGAGCAAGCUACUCAAGGCCAGACGACAGUCCUCGUGGUGACAAGUGGGACAGUAAAAUUUGAUGGCGACAAGCAGCGCUACUUCAAUCAGAACUUCUUGCUGACAGCACAAGCCACACCUACCAACACAGUGUGGAAGAUCGCCAGUGACUGUUUCCGCUUUCAGGACUGGGCCAGUUAGUGAGGAUUGGCUACGGGAAGUGACCUCUCUCAGGUGAUGUUGGCGUUAGCUGUAUGGACAGCCGUUCUCCACGCGUGGGAAACGCUCGCUCUUCGCGCUGCAUCUGUCGUUAUGGAAGGUCUGCAGAUGUUUCAGGGUUGAUCCCAGUGAUCAUGGGUUUAACAGUAAACAGUCUUAAAAUGUGAGAGGUUGCUCGUCUUAGUUGAACCUAAUAAAAUGCUAAAGGCAG
This is a messenger RNA of Tyto alba (common barn owl), 2225 nucleotides long. It is a transcript of the gene NXT2, whose product is annotated as nuclear transport factor 2 like export factor 2. The transcript is spliced from 4 exons. Bases 1571 to 1996 code for a protein of 141 amino acids. Lineage: Eukaryota; Metazoa; Chordata; Aves; Strigiformes; Tytonidae. The record is from RefSeq and is a predicted model, not a curated record. Gene Ontology annotation, biological process: protein import into nucleus. Gene Ontology annotation, cellular component: nuclear pore central transport channel.